AUGCAAAAUCGAUCAUCCGUUAGUAUAGAAGAAUUUGUUACUCUAAUUGAAAAGUCAUUUACUAAUAAUGGAGAACGAUAUUUAAAUGCAGCAAUAGAAAAUUUAAGAAAAGGAAAAUUAGAGAAUAUUGAAUAUAUAAGUGCAUCAUUACAAUAUAUUCCUGAGGACUGGAUUGAAAAAAAUAUUGACAAAUUAAUUAAUACUUUUAAAGCACUUCCAGAAACUACAGUAGAUCCAUUUAUUGCAUUGUUAGGAAGGAUGAUCCCAUCUCCUCAUUUAAGAAGUGAAGGACAAAAUAUUAUUAAGACAAUUAUUGUUCCUAGGGUUGUUAAGUCAUGUUCUCAUGAAACCCUCAUGAAAAUUGCAGCCGCUAUUGAUUUAGAAUUAAUUAAUGGAAGUGCAAUUUCACGAAUUGCUGAUGUUAGUUGGAAGAGUAGUGUUGAAGAUGGUGUUUUAAUAAACUCUAAAAUAAAAGGAGAUUUAUGGAGUAAAAUUGAAGAACAUCAAUUUUCAAAUGAAAAUGAAAAGCAUCAGGCUUUGUUGUGUUGUUUCAAAUAUGGAAAUGUUGAAUUUGAUAAAGUACUUAAUUAUAUUAAAAAAAUUGGAGGAGUUAGAGAGAAUGGUGUUAAUGGAUUAGACUUAAAUGAAAGAAUUCAAUAUUAUGAAAAAAUUAAUCAAACUCACCAAUUAUUACAACAAUUAAUUCUUUCUUUUAAAUUAGGAUUGGCACCUAUUUCUAAUCAAUUAUUACAUAUUUUACUUCAACAUUGUGCUCUUAUUAAUCAAUUACCACCAGUAACUAUUUCAUUAUUAUUUACUACUAUCAUUGUGUUAAUGGAUAAUAUUAAAGGAAUAUUAAUGACUCGUAUUUCAUUACUUCUUCCUUUAUUACUUGAAUUUAUAAAACAAAAUAAAUUAAAUGAAAGAUAUCAUUCAAUUAUUAUUCAAGCAAAAUCAAUUGUUCAAACCCUAUCUUUAGAGUCAAAACCUUUCUUAAAUAAACAAGACAGUGAAAUAAUGGCAGAACUACAACAGUUAUUAAUUUGA
This is a messenger RNA of Entamoeba nuttalli P19, 1047 nucleotides long. RefSeq lists its product as hypothetical. The transcript has a single exon. The record is from RefSeq and is a predicted model, not a curated record. NCBI's taxonomy places the organism in Eukaryota, Evosea, Mastigamoebida, Endamoebidae. Bases 1 to 1047 code for a protein of 348 amino acids.